GCUUGGCGGCGCUGCAAUCAGUCCGUUUCAGUCCGUUUUGUUGUCGUCAGUCACGUUUACACUAAGUUGUUUUUAACCGGAUUUUUAGUGAAAUUCCUUUAGUUCGACAUCGCUUAUCGUAGUCCGAAGCCGAAGUGCGUGAAAAUGCUGCAAGACUCGCAGAACGUCCCGACAGAAUGUCGCGACAAGUAGGAUCGACGAGGGGCACCGUGUAACUACGCUCGGCAUUGAGAUAGCAACACCUGUCUAUUAAAUGGUGAUUACCGGUGCCAUGGAGAGAAGGAUAAAACUCAAGACUCUGAAUAGUCACAUAACUUGCAAGAUAUGUCGUGGAUAUUUGAUAGACGCUACCACCGUCACCGAAUGUCUGCACACGUUUUGCAAGAGCUGUCUGGUGAAACAUCUAGAGGAAAAGCACACUUGUCCAACAUGUCAAAUUGUCAUACAUCAAUCCCAUCCACUUCAGUACAUCAGCUUUGACAGAACCAUGCAGGAUAUUGUCUACAAAUUGGUUCCCGAUCUCCAAGAAAACGAAACCAAGAGGGAGAGAGAAUUUUACAGAGCCAGGGGAUUACCUUGUCCUAAGGACAUUUUACCUAAUGCAGGUGAAGUUGAGGAAGACAAGGCCAAUGUGGAUACCCAUGCUGAAUCUGAUUAUCACCGUACUGAUGAACAGGUCAAUGUAUGUUUGGAAUGUAUGAAUGCUAGUUUGAAGACACUGAAGAGAAGAUUUAUCAGGUGUUCAGCUCAGGCUACGAUAACACAUGUAAAGAAAUUUAUUGCCAAGAAAGUUCUGAAUGGCAUGGAAAAAUAUAGGGAUAUUGAUAUUUUGUGCAAUAACGAGUUACUAGGUAAGGACCACACGUUGAAGUUCGUUUAUGUGACGAGAUGGAGGUUCCGGGACCCACCCUUGAGACUACAGUAUAGAUCACACAUAGACAUGCAAAAUUAAUCUUUCCAUGUGUGAGCUGUAUUGAGGAAUCACAGAGAGGACCUACUUUGUACAUUUUUUCUAGUUCUAUUCUUACCGUAUCCAUCUCUAGUACUUAUUUCUAUACGUUUAUUCGCGCUAAACACCCGUGUUGAGGUUUGAGGAAAGCCAUUUUUCAGUUUUGCCGGAGUUUCAACGCUUAACAACUGCGCUUUCUUUAUUAUCAUCAUCGUCGAGUUUACCGAUAAUUAUAAGUACGAUCGCGCGUCCGCGUAUUUAUAAUUACGCAAUUAUACGUACACGAUUAUACGGAACGAUCCGUUUCUUCACGCAAAGUCGAGGAUCAGUUGUCAGAUGCCGCUUCAUCGUAUUCGAAGUUUCACACCUUCUUUGUUGUUACCUUCUUUGUUGAAAGCUGGAAGAAGUCUCGAUUUACAUACAAUAUAUAAAUGUGAAACUAGUGCGAAGAAGCGUCGUGACUCCUACAAUCUCCUAAAACGCAAAGAUUCGCGCAUAAGCGGACGAGCGAGACUUUUUGCGUUUCAACAAUGCGAAACAAAGUUCACGAUUGCUCGUUUUGCAUUAAAGAAGGUACCUCUUGUUUUAUAUAAUACAUACCCCCGUGGUUUGUACAUAGGAUAUUUUUGACAAAACUCGGACGUUGCGCAUAGACGCAAGGCUUCGUAUUAGGUGAAAGAAGAAACCGGGUCUGAACGUUCGCGUUUUCGGAUCCUUUUUAACUUUGUAUGUUUAUGCGCCGUACAUAUUCUAAUCGCGCCGUGAGUUCCGCCCGACGCCGACUUUCGUUCUAGAGAGUGCGAGAGAGAGAGAGAGAGACAGAGAGAGAGAGUGAGAACGGGGGAGGGAGAGACAGAAAGAGAAAGAAUGUUAUUUAAUGGCGAGACGUUAUAUUUUCAAGAGAUUCGCCGUCGACGGCGCCGCGCCGAGCGGAAACCGCGGCCCACGUCGCUUGUAGUAAAGUGAUCCUGUUUCGUCUAACAAUGUUGAGCGAAGAAUUUCGAGAAGAAAACAUGGUGUGAUUGUAUAUAAACAUUAGAGAAUACCGAACUCACUUUGCGAAGUAGCGGCAUUUCGAGGAUGCUAGAGCUUGUACGUUGUACACUGUAUAUGUGUAUCUCUAUAAAUUAUUAAAUAAAUAUGUUUUGUACAGUAACUCGCCGUGUCACGGCCACCCAUCGCGAACACGUGACACGACCAAGUCGAGCGAGAGAGAAGGAAUAUUCCAUCUGCACAAGUAAUUUCCGGAAAAUGUGCGCGGAUCCCCAGGGUCACCUCGACUCGUCCGUCACGAUAUUCAAAAAGCCCGCCCGCAUCUCGGAUGAAUUCGCGCCCCUUUUCGAAUGUUGCCGCGCGUGCGCUCACCGGGAACUCAUACCUCCGCGAAUGGCGCGGUCGAGAGGAGCGCAUUAACGACGAGCCUUCGGCCGAAUGCUUCGCUUCGUCGGGCUUCAGUUGAAUGAAAGACUCCGUGACGGUGGAGUCGAGGCUGCUUCGCCGGCUUUUUUCGUCCCGUUGCGACCCUCUGUGUACAAGUUUUGUGAAUAUUGCGUCGCGCGUUGCCGUGAGAAAAUCGCGGGAAACGAGUCGGUCACUUCUCCCCUGCCUGGUCGUAUGCGAAUUUCGUGGCGAAAUACCACGCUACGAAACGCGGGAAACAUCGUCGCUGCGAUAGUCGCGCGCGCGCGCGUGAGCGCGCGCGAGUCGAUGGUGCGAUGAGCGAGCGAUAGCGCGUGAGUUUUGGG
Molecule: messenger RNA, 2694 nt
Organism: Harpegnathos saltator (Jerdon's jumping ant)
Lineage: Eukaryota; Metazoa; Arthropoda; Insecta; Hymenoptera; Formicidae
Gene: l(3)73Ah
Product: polycomb group ring finger 3-like lethal (3) 73Ah
Exons: 6
Coding region: 254-952 (232 amino acids)
Source: RefSeq, a predicted model, not a curated record